GUCGCCAAUGCCCAUUCACGAAUUGCCCAUGAAUCCGCCGAUUGUGUAAAACCGGCAAUUACUUCUUCUUCUCCUUCCUUCUGCUCUGACUUCUUCUUCUUCUUCUUCUUCUCUCUUCUGUCUUCUUCUGCGAAAACAUAUUAUCAUCCUCAUCAUCUCUCUCUUUCUCUCUCUUUCUCUCUCUCUCCGCCCCCUCUCCCCCACUCCUAUCCGCCUCCAUGCUGCUGCUAACCUGAGUAUGCGUAUCAUCCAUAAUAAUAAUCAUCAUCAUUAUUACUACUACCACUACUACUACAAUGCUCAACACCCCUCCAUUCCUCCCUUCAAAUUUGUGUCUCUGAGAUAACCCAUCCAACAACAACACUCCCACCACCACCACCAACAACAACAACACCAUGAGUGACACCACCUCUCUCAAAGCUUACACCACAGCAUCCUCCAACCUCUCCAUCGCCGAAACCACCACCGCCUCAACCAUCUCCUCCCGACUCCGCCGCAAAGAAGCUUUUCAUGUCUCCAGCUUCGCCUUUUCCGUAGUCUGCAAACUCCUCGCCGUCUACAACUCCCCUCCCGCCCCCAAAAUGCGUUCUACCUCCACCUCCACCACCACCAACAACAACAGCAGCCGCCCCUCCUCUUCCGCCACAGCCACAACAACAGCAACCACUUCAGCCUCCCAAUCCAUCCACUCCGCCCGCUCCUCCUCCACCGCCAAUCACCACACACAACAACAACGAGGACAAAAACGAGUCCCUCAUCCACCACCUCUCCUCCCCAUAUCCGUCUAUGGCGACAUUUCCGGUCCACAUCUCUGCAAAGUCGUGUUGGUUCUCAAGGAAUUAGGUCUGGCAUAUGGAUUAAAAGUUCUCGAUUUGGCUUCUCUGAGAGAUGAUCCGAAUCCUCCUUCGGCCAUGAACCGCGCUGUGCCGGCGAUUGAGGAUCCGAAUACGGGGGUCAUGUUGUGGGAGUCCGGAGCAAUCGUGGAAUACUUGGUAGAAACAUACGACUCGAAAAACAAACUUCGAUAUACUUCAUUUCCUGAACGAUGGCAUCAAAAACAAUGGGCCUGGCACCAAUUCGGCAGCGGCCACGAAUCCCUCCUCAACGGCAGCUGCAACGAAGCCUUCAUCUCCGUGCACGAAUACUACCGCAGCACCAUCCGCGAAACCCUCUCGACCAUCGAAGGCCAUUUGAGCGCGACAGGAAAUCUCUAUCUCGUCGGCGAUCGAUGCACAUAUGCGGAUUUGAUGUACAUUGCAUCGCGAGAGGUCGUGACGAGUUUGUUGAUGGAAAGUUUUGUCGAAGAUAUUGAAGUCGAGUGGAAGAGGGAAUGGCCGAGGGCAUAUGAUUGGUAUCAGAGACUCAUGUUAAGAGAGUGUGUUAAAGAGGCUUUUGGUGAUCGGAGGAGGAUUAUGGAUGAGAGGGGAUGGGUUUUUUGAAAACAAAAAACUCCCCUUUUUUUAUGUAUUUGAGAAUGGAGGGGAAGGGAAAGAGAAGAGAAGAGAAAGAGGAGAUGAAGGGUUGUGAUUGUGAGCGGAUAUGUUUUUUUGGGAUGAUUUUCUUGCUUUUUUGCUUUUAUUGCUUUUAUUGCUGUUGCUACUUUUGCUGCUUUUGCUGUUGAUGUUGAUGUUUGUUCUUUAUUUUGUGGCGAGGGAAUUGAUGCGCACGCGCGGCGUUGGGUGUGGAAAUGCGAGUGGGCCUACCUCAGGUACACCUACCUCAGGUACCUAACUACGAGCUCGGGAAUACUCUACUUGCGUUACUGAGCUACUAAUGAAAACAUUACAGUAAAAAGAUACCAAGACUCCAUGCUCACCGAGAGACUGUUCAUACCUACCUACCUGAUCUUUCUUCACUGCUUUGAUUGGAAUCGCUAUGCUGUCUAUUGUUGCUAGUGCGAUUGGAAGCAGGAACAUACCCUAUAUAUCAUAUUUCAGGUAUU
Messenger RNA from Sphaerulina musiva SO2202, 1942 nucleotides. RefSeq lists its product as uncharacterized. The record is from RefSeq and is a predicted model, not a curated record. NCBI's taxonomy places the organism in Eukaryota, Fungi, Ascomycota, Dothideomycetes, Mycosphaerellales, Mycosphaerellaceae. The transcript has 3 exons. The coding region runs from base 396 to 1439 and encodes 347 amino acids.